CAUUACGUAGCACUAUUUCCGGCCAAGGAGAAAUGGCGGGUGAGAAUAGAGAUACAAUGGAAGAGCUUGAGGAUGGAGAGUUGUCUGGAUCUAAUUCCGACUCAGAAAUGGGAUCAAAUGCGGAUCGUCGUGGACAGAUGUCUUCAGCCUCAGCAUUCACUAACCAGUCCUUCCAGAGCCGUGCUCCAGCUCAGCCAGCCCCGUCUGCCACUGGCUAUCGCAACAUGCCUGCCGCAGUCUCCUCCGGCAGUGAUUCUGACUCCGACGAAGACGCCACACUGUGGCGAACAAAGCGACAGAAGUGCUCGCACGCUCCCCCGCCCCCCUCGGCCAGGACCCCAGCGCUGCCCUUCGGUGCGUCUGCUGCCUCUGCGCAGGCAGGCCGCAAGGUGAACAACAUCUGGGGCUCCGUGGUGCAAGAGCAGAACCAAGACGUGAUGGCGACCGAGCUAGGCAUCAUUGGCUUGGAAGGGGACCUGGACAUGCAAAGCAGGCAGAGCGAGGCCUACAACUACGUGUUUGCCCGCAAGAUGAUGGAGCGCGAGCGAGAGCUAGAGAGAGAGCGGCAGGAGCAGGACGAGUCGGCCAUGUUGGACGACGAGCUAGAGGACUACAUGAAGAAAAAGGGGCCCAGUGACGACCACGACAGCCAACUGAAGAGGAAGAGGUCCGCCAAGGAGAGGCUGGGCCCCAGGGCCGAGAUGGACUUCCAGGGCCGCUAUGAGGUCACGGAGGACGACCCAAAGGAGAAAGUUAUUGAUGAGAUCGCUCACAGACUAAUGGAGCCCAAAAAGGAUCUUAUAGAGCGUGUGGUGAACGUUAUUGGAAAUAAGAAAGCUAUUGAACUCCUGUCAGAGACUGCAACUAUAGAACAAAAUGGUGGCCUGUACACUGUGGAUGGAAGCAGAAGACGAACGCCUGGGGGUGUAUAUCUGAAUCUUCUAAAGAACACACCAAGCAUCACACAUGAACAAGUCAAGGAGAUAUUCCAAGAGGAGAACCAGAGAGAAUGCCAGAGCAAGAAGGCUGCGAAGAAGCGACGGCGACACAUUGUGGCCAAAAAGAUGAAGCAGGCUCUCAACACCCUCGACCUGCAGGAGCACGACGACGUCUCCAGAGAGACGUUUGCCAGCGACACCAACGAGGCUCUGGAAUCUCUCGAGGAAGUUCCGGAAGACACCGUGGAACCUCCCAUAGGUACAGAGGACACGCCUGUGGUCUAUAACUCUAAUGACCUGGAGGUCUUUUGAUCCGACUGGACUAUGUGCUUGCAUCUUGUGGGCAAACUCAGACUGUGACAUUGCUGUUGCCCUGACGAACAAAACAAACAAAAUGGCCAUCAUUAGACCAAACGGACAUACUGCCCCACACAGCUCUAGAGAGCCUCUGGCUAGUGAGCAUGACCCUUCAUGAAAGCACUGAAUUUCUUCUGAAGUUGUGGUUAGAAAGCUACUUGCGUCCUUUGGAUAUCUCUGGUGGAAGGUUCUGUAGAAAUGCAGAAGGCAGGAAUUGGUUUUGAAGCAUCUUUUAUGAGAAUCUCUCAUCUUCCAAAAUGAUAUAGAAAAACUUCUGCUUCCCUUGUGCGUACACUACUUGUGGUAGAAUUUCGUAGAAAGGACAAUGCAAUGACAUUCAGCCAUGUCCAAGUACAGUGUAUGAAACAAUCUGAAAGCUUUAUCCAUCAACUUACAUUGGGUGCACUUUUAUUUGUACAAAAGUGGCGUUCAUGUUCAUGUUUCAUUACUAGUCAGAAAACCUUUGUAUGACUUAAACGUGUGCGUGUAUAUCUGGGAAAGCUGAAUGCUAAUUAACUGCUGAUAUAACCGUGAUCUGUUGUAAGGUGUCAAACACUGCACAUAUUUGUGUGUAUAAGUGUAUUUUGUUUUUCCAAUUUGUCAUGAAUAUAAAAGAGUUGAAGGAGCACAGCAGUCUCCAUAAGAAAGCACUAAUUACUAAUUCAGUAUGAUCUGUUUUGAAUUUGAAAAAAAUAUUUUUUACGUCAUUCCUUUCAAAAGUCUUUGACAACCGUGUCUCACUUUGAUGAACAUUGUGGAAGGUCAUAAAAGACUGUCAGUUGAGUUGCAUGACAUUGCAGCUGAUUACACAUUAAAAUCUGUCCUUUGUUUUGCCGACACAAUCAAA
Molecule: messenger RNA, 2142 nt
Organism: Alosa alosa (allis shad)
Lineage: Eukaryota; Metazoa; Chordata; Actinopteri; Clupeiformes; Clupeidae
Gene: phax
Product: phosphorylated adaptor for RNA export
Exons: 5
Coding region: 33-1250 (405 amino acids)
Biological process (GO): snRNA export from nucleus
Cellular component (GO): nucleus
Source: RefSeq, a predicted model, not a curated record